Molecule: messenger RNA, 3266 nt
Organism: Condylostylus longicornis
Lineage: Eukaryota; Metazoa; Arthropoda; Insecta; Diptera; Dolichopodidae
Gene: Reps
Product: ralBP1-associated Eps domain-containing protein 1
Exons: 9
Coding region: 22-3147 (1041 amino acids)
Biological process (GO): endocytosis; endosomal transport
Cellular component (GO): cytoplasm; plasma membrane
Molecular function (GO): calcium ion binding; protein binding
Source: RefSeq, a predicted model, not a curated record
UUUAAAAUAAUUAUUUUUAAAAUGGAAGAAGUUACUUUGAAUGAAGCAGAAUCUCGUUAUUUUAGCGAUUUAUUUGUUUGUUGUGAUGUUGAAAAAACUGGAAAAAUUCCAGUUUUAAAAGCGACCGAAUUAUUUCGAUCAGCUAAUUUAUCAAAUGAUGCAAUACGGCAGAUAACAUCAAUUGCUGGUAUACCACAGACGGCCAUUCAUAUUUCAAGGUCACAAUUUUAUUCGUGUUUGAAAUUGAUAGCUGCGUACCAAGCCUCUAUUACACCUUUGCGUUCUGAGAUAAUUUCGUCAUCAAUUAGUUUACCUUUGCCAAGAUUUAGCUGGAAAGAAGAUCUGCCUUCACUUUUACCGCCGAGAAGACAAUCAUCAGCCGAAAUAUCCAGCGGAAUUUCGAAUUCAAAUGCAACUCUUAAUAAAUUAGCUAGUUCUUCAAAUUCAUCAGUUUCUGGUGCUAGUGGUGGUGCUGGAGGUUCAACAUCAUCGUUAAUUAUGGACUCAAAUGGCCUAGUAACAAUAAAUAAUGAAACAAGAGCAAAACAACGCGAUAACCGAAGUCCAAGUUUAGUUGGGCUUAAUAGAGCAACUGUGAUAACUGCACCUGGAGGUGAAAAAGCUAGCAUACCUUCGGCAUCUGAACUAUUAAGUACCGAUUCUGAAGUAGAACAUAACGAUUCCGGUGGAAGAGUAAAUCAUCGACACCGAGGAGGCUCCCCUGAAGCUUGGAGUACAAACAGUGACAGUCCAACUCCAACGAAUAGCGUAGCGGAAAGACCUUGGGCAAAAGAAACUUUGUGGCAGGGUUUAUUAGGAGAUGAACAUAGGCAAUUACUUGGAACUGAAGAAGAGUCUUCGGACCGACAUAGUUCUGAUGAGGAUAAUGAAACUGAUUUAGAAACUAUAUUUCAAAUAAGUAAUGAACAGAAGGAAUAUUAUCAUAAACAGUUUAAAGUUAUUCAACCAGAUCCGAAUGGUUUGGUAUCAGGUCAUAUCGCCAGGGUAUUUUUUGAAAAAUCUCGGAUCCCUGUUGAAGAAUUGCGUCAUAUUUGGCAAUUAUGUGAUGUAACGCGAGAUGGUGCUUUAAGUUUAGCAGAAUUUACAUCUGCAAUGCAUCUUGUAGUUUUAAGAAGAAAUAAUAUUCCAUUACCAAAUAUUUUACCACAAUGCUUACAUCCAACAAUUUUAUCAUCUACUAGUAUGCAUACACAACAAAAUGAACCCCCGGAAGCUGACUUAUUGCAUUUGGAUGAUGAUGAUUCCAGUAGUGCCAAAACUUCAGUUGUAGACGGAUCAGUUGUGGCAAAAUCAAAUAUGGAAAACAAAGAAACUGUUAGAAAAGUCUCAAUUGAUAAGGGCAACUCAAAAACUGCAACAAUAUCCAAUGUAACGCAGUCUGCAAGUAAAAUUCAUGAUAAAUCAAAAGCAAAAAGUCCCACACAACCUAAUAAAAAUAGAAGCAGCUCCAACACCCCCCCAGCUGAACCUGUUUCUCCGAUUCGUUUAAGAAUAAAGGAGUUAGCGAAAGAAUGGACAAAUCAAAAUAAAGAGUGGACUAAAUUUACUGAAUCUCCAACUUCUAAUGUCUCUAGUCCGGGUCCAAAACCAGUUAAUUUUGAUAUGCAAAGAACUGCACAAGCUGUUGUUUCUGACCCACAAAUUUUACAUCCAGUACCACUUCGAGUAACCCCUGUUGUUGGUCCUGAAGCUAAUGAUGAUGAAUUAGUAUCUAGUCGUGCAAUACGUAAGUCUGAAAAUUUUGUUUAUGAUCCAGCUUCUGGAACAAUCCGUGAAAAUGAAUCAAGUCCGAAACAACAGCAACAGCAACAACAUCAUCAUCACAGUUCAGGAGUAACUCAUCACCGAGAGUCAUUACAAGGAAAUGAUCUCCGAGCUAUACAGAGACCUCAAGCCAAGAAACUGCCUAGUAAAAAUAUUGGUGCGAUUCCACCUCCUCCACAGCGUGAACCAAGCAUAGGGAGUGGAAGUGGUGGUGAUUCAAAUGUUUUUGACGGAAGUUUACCCUCAACCGCAGGGACAACUAUUACUGCGUCAGGCUCUGGUAUUGCAAAUGUUAAUAAUUUGCCGCUACCAAAUAAAAAAGAACCACCACCAUUACCACCACCCAGACCACGUCACGCUCGCAGUAGCAGUUUAGAUUUGAAUAAGUUGAAACUUACUGGAAAUCAUCCAACUCAACCCGAAAUUAUUCAACAAACAAGUUUCGAUAUGCAAAUAGAUUCAAAUUUAACUGGAUUUGCUGAUUUUACUCAUUUUCCUGACACAAAUAAAACGAUGAUUUCUGAUAAACUUUCUACUUCGUAUAUUGGUUAUGAAUCAUCGCAAACAAAUGCUUCAUCAACAUCUUUUAUACAAUCAAUACCAACAUCAAUCCCACCACCACCGCGUCCCACCAUAUCUUCAUUACAAACAAGUCAGCGAGCAAGUGCUUUUGAAGUAUAUCGUAAACCAAAUACUCCAAGAAACUCUCAAUCACCACCAGAUCCCCAAUCAUCAUCGUCACAAUAUCAUCAACAACAUUUUCAAUCUUUACCUCCAUCUGUUGCCUCUUCAUUACAGCAGCAAAUAUCCGUUAGUGGAAAUUGUUCUAGUGGUAUUACCAUACCAAAUGCUAAUAUUGGACCUGGUUCUACUUUAUCGAUAUCUGGUAAUACAAUGCCGUCAACGAAUAGUAGUAAUUCAUCAGUAUCAAUAAAUACAGCAGCACUGAAUACAAAUUCAAUAGAUUACGAAAAACGUGUUAUGGCUAUAAGUGAACAAUUACGUCACGUUUCAUUAGCAAACAAUAAUAGUAAUAGUAAUAACAGUAUAAAUAAUAAAUUGGAUAAAAAUGUUGUUGAUAUAUUACGGCAUCUUAGGGAGCAAAAUAUUUUAUUAUUAAGAUUAUGCAAUGAUUUAAGUCAAGAAUUAUUGCAAAUUCAAGAACGUAAAGAAGAAGCACGAUGUAAAUUAGAUAGUUUAAGUAAUGUUGGCAGUAAUUUAACUUCAAAUACUAAUUUAACUAAUACUGGUACUGGAACUGUUUCUAAUAUUCAAACUGGUGGAAUCAGUGGUAGUGGAAAUAUUUCAACAAAUGUUACUGGUGGUUCCGCUAAUAGCGUUGGAACUCAUUCAAAUGUAUAAAAUAAAAUUUGGAAAAAUUAUAUAAAACAAUUAUUUAAAUAGCAAGAAAACUUUUUUUUAGUCCUAUACCUAGCUAUUAUUACUACACACUAUUAGGUAAAUCAGUAAAUAAAAUUAAA